This is a messenger RNA of Loa loa (African eye worm), 243 nucleotides long. RefSeq lists its product as hypothetical. Bases 1 to 243 code for a protein of 80 amino acids. The record is from RefSeq and is a predicted model, not a curated record. NCBI's taxonomy places the organism in Eukaryota, Metazoa, Nematoda, Chromadorea, Rhabditida, Onchocercidae. The transcript is spliced from 2 exons.
AUGGCAGCAUUGGUGUGGUUAUUCACCCGUAAUGAUCUCCGGUCAGGAAUGAAGCGAAUGGUUACUUUAUUGAUUGCACUCUGUGUUUUCCAUGAAUUCAUUGAGCAAGCCAGUGUUGUAUAUUUGGAUCUUCGAUCUUGGACAUUGCUUGGAGCAAAGGCCACAUUUACUGCCGGGCUGGCGGUAGGAACACUGAUUGCAUAUUCAUCGCUUGGAACACAUUUAACGCAAUAUCGCAGUUAA